Molecule: messenger RNA, 324 nt
Organism: Puccinia triticina
Lineage: Eukaryota; Fungi; Basidiomycota; Pucciniomycetes; Pucciniales; Pucciniaceae
Exons: 1
Coding region: 1-324 (107 amino acids)
Source: RefSeq, a predicted model, not a curated record
AUGGUUGCCUGGUUUGCUCAGUCAGAGUCAGACUCGGAGGAUGAGCGGAGGCCGAUCGAUGACGAGAUGUCCUGCGGGGGUAUGGAGAUGUGGGACGCGUCGGGUCGCGCCCAUCGAGGCUGCGCGCUGAACUCGUCUCUUCAGGCUCAGAGACUCCUGCCGCCCCUGCAGAGCCCACUGCACCCUACGACCACCACACCAACAACACCCACUGACUACAUCUUCAGGGAUCGCAUCGACACCUCUCUGACAAUCCCCGGAGCCUACCACACCCACAUCUAUCGACAACAGAUACCACAGGAACUCCAUCCCAACAAGAGCUAG